AAAAAAAAAAAUUGAACAGUCCAAAUAACAGGACCCUGUUUAACACCAACCAAUACUUUUAAUAGUCAUCAUCGUCGCAUUUCCUGUCGCCCAAGAUGAAGACUACUUGGAAGGAUAUCCCACCAGUUCCUACGUCGCAGGAGUUCCUCGACAUUGUUUUGUCCAGAACUCAGCGACGAUUGCCCACACAAAUCCGAUCGGGAUUCAAGAUCAGCCGUAUCAGAGGAUUCUAUACCCGAAAAGUCAAAUUUACACAAGAAACCUUUUCCGAAAAAUUCGCCCAAAUCCUCGAGAGUUUCCCCCGACUUCAAGAUAUCCACCCGUUCCAUAAGGAUCUUCUAAAUACCCUCUACGAUGCCGACCAUUUCAAAAUCGCUCUGGGCCAUCUCUCCACGGCCAAGCACCUAAUCGAGACCAUAUCGCGAGAUUAUGUGCGCCUACUUAAAUAUGCCCAGAGUCUGUUCCAGUGCAAGCAGCUCAAGAGGGCCGCCCUCGGUCGAAUGGCUACAAUCACCAAGCGAUUGAAGGAUCCCCUUCUAUAUCUCGACCAAGUCCGACAACAUCUUGGUCGUCUCCCCUCAAUCGAUCCUACUACCCGAACUCUAUUGAUUUGCGGAUACCCCAAUGUUGGCAAGUCGAGUUUCUUGAAGAGCGUUACCCGAGCCGAUGUCGAUGUUCAGCCAUACGCUUUCACUACGAAGAGCUUAUUCGUUGGUCAUUUCGAUUACAAAUACCUCCGAUUCCAGGCUAUUGAUACCCCUGGUAUUUUAGAUCACCCUCUAGAAGAAAUGAACACAAUCGAAAUGCAGUCUAUUACAGCUAUUGCUCAUUUAAGAUCCGCCAUUCUUUACUUUAUGGAUCUUUCCGAGCAAUGUGGUUACUCAGUUGCCGCGCAAAUGCAAUUGUUUAAGUCAAUCAAGCCAUUAUUCUCCAAUAAGCUAGUUUUCAUCGUCAUCAACAAGAUCGACAUCUUAAGGCCCGAGGAGCUAGACGCAAAGACUGGUGGUGAACUCCAGGCGUUGGUUUCGUCCGGGGAAGUGGAACUACUCCAACUCUCCUGCAACACCCAAGAGGGCGUUCAGGAGGUAAAGAAUGCUGCUUGUGAGCGACUACUCGCCGACAGAGUUGCCCAGAAGUUAAAGGCUGGUACAUCAAGCAGUGGUACUGUUGGUGGCAGAUUAGCAGAUGUGAUGACGAGAAUUCACGUGGCCCAGCCUAUGGGUGGUGCUACACAAGAAACCUAUAUCCCUGAAGCCGUGAGAUUAAUGAAGAAAUACGACAAGGAUGACCCCGAACGUCGCAGGUUGGCCCGCGAUGUCGAGGCCGAGAACGGUGGCGCUGGUGUGUACAACGUCGACUUGAAAGCCGACUACAUUCUUGCGAACCCCGAAUGGAAGCACGAUAGGAUACCGGAGAUCUUCGAUGGAAAGAAUGUGUACGAUUACAUUGAUCCUGAUAUCGAUGCUAAGCUUCAAGCCCUAGAGGAAGAGGAAGAGAGACUUGAGGCUGAGGGUUACUACGACUCGGAUGAGGAGAUAGAUGAUGCGGAAGAGGCAGAUAUUCGGGUGAAGGCGGAGAUCAUCCGAGAGAAGCAAGCGCUGAUCCGCAAUGAGGCGAGAAUGCGCAAAGUCAAGAACCGCGCGGCCCUCCCCCGCAAGGCUAUCAAGAAGCCCCUAUCUCGACUUGAAAAUGCGCUUGAUGAGAUGGGUGUCGACACACAAGAUCUACAUCUUAGAGCCAGAUCCCAAACUGUUACCCGUGGUCGUUCUCUUACUAGAAGCCGUCUUGGUACUGAAGAUUCCAACGCUAUGGAUAUCGACGAAACGCCAAGAGAAAGACUACGCUCCAAGAGCAGAGCAAGAAGCCAGCCGGCUACCAACAGACGAGAAGACGGUGUUCAAGAUGAGUUAGCUAGAACGAAGGCUGAAAGAGUGGCUAAGCUUGGCCAGAGGAAGAUGAACCGUAUGGCUAGACAGGGAGAGGCAGAUCGACAUAUUGGUGCUUCGUUGCCUAAGCAUCUGUUUGCUGGUAAACGAACUAUGGGCAAGGCUUCUCACCGUUAAGCCACACGAAUUUUACACGUAUUUAUUCUCUCACCGUAUGACUUCAUUGACGACGGCAUGCUAGGUUGCUUUUUGGCGUUCAGGCUGGAAGUAGGACAGUGAUUAGGUAGACGUCCCACGUGAAUAUAACUAUUUCGGUCACUUAACCGAAUAUCAAGAACAUGUUUGCUUCGCUCCUACGCGUGCCACGCCCCCUGAGCUUCAUGGUAUACAACUACCUAACUAUGUAUCUAACAUAGGGUAGCUGCUGUUCUAUAAAUAUUCAUAAAUAUAUUUUUGAUAAAAA
Hypoxylon trugodes is the source of this 2349-nucleotide messenger RNA. Its product is annotated as nucleolar GTP-binding protein. The transcript is spliced from 4 exons. Gene Ontology annotation, molecular function: RNA binding; GTPase activity; GTP binding. The record is from RefSeq and is a predicted model, not a curated record. Gene Ontology annotation, biological process: ribosomal large subunit biogenesis. Gene Ontology annotation, cellular component: nucleolus. The coding region runs from base 96 to 2063 and encodes 655 amino acids. Lineage: Eukaryota; Fungi; Ascomycota; Sordariomycetes; Xylariales; Hypoxylaceae.